Drosophila guanche is the source of this 1379-nucleotide messenger RNA. RefSeq names its product protein SON. The coding region runs from base 46 to 1353 and encodes 435 amino acids. The transcript has 3 exons. Lineage: Eukaryota; Metazoa; Arthropoda; Insecta; Diptera; Drosophilidae. The record is from RefSeq and is a predicted model, not a curated record.
UUAUUUUUCAAACAAUUUUGUAAUUUUGUAUACUAAGUUAAUACAAUGGAUAGAGGGGAAUACAAAAAAGAACCCUCUCCACACAGAAGAGAACGUUCUUCACAUAAAAAUGAACACUCUUCUUCAAAGAGAAGGAGCCGCUCGCGUUCGCAUGAAAGGGAGCGCUCGUCACACCGCAAGGAAACUUCCUCACACAAAAGGAAACACUCUUCCCGUCAAAAAGACCGUUCCCGGUCUCGGGAUCGUUCUACGCAUAAAAGGAAACGCUCGUCACAUGGAACUGAACGAUCGCCACAACGAAAAGAAGGCGCGACAUCCAGACAUGGAAGAAAAAUGUACUCCCCACAGAGAAGGGAAGAGUCCUCCCUCACCUCCACACAAAGAAGGGAACGGUCUCCAAACAGAAGGGAACGCUCUCCAAAUAGAGGCGAACGCUCUCCAACUAGAAGGGAACGCUCUCCAAAAAGAAGGGAACGCUCUCCAAACAGAAGGGAACGCUCUCCUCGCAGAAAGGAACGCUCUCCACACAGAGGAAAAUACUUCCCACACAAGGAGCGUCUAGAAACCGGCGUCCUCACCUACAAAAAGUUGCUGCAGAUGCCCAUAAAUCUGCGCAAGAAAGCAAUCCGAGAAGCACGCAAUCGAAACGAAAAGAUACUGAGCAAUUGCAAGAGAAAGAAGAGAAAAAGCAAAGCAUGGAUCACCGCUCGACGCCAAUGCAACGCCGCCGAACGCGCCGAGCACAAUGACCUUGUGGACAGCACAGAGCAGGAACUGCGUCAGAUCUUGGACGAAUUCGGGGAACUGUCGGACAUACCCUACGACUGUACGGCCACGGAGCUGUUGGGCGAGAUUGCCAUCGCGGAGGGAAACGCUACAACGAUUUACGUGGAGCGGGACGGCCUCAGCACCCUAACAAUCGUGCUCCAUGAACCCGUACCGACCAUCGCGCAGCUCAAAAAGGCAAUUGCUGUGAUCUCCCGCGCCGAGCACAACCGAAGGCAGCGCGAGCGGCACGAAGAGAGUCUCAGGCGUCGUGGAUUGGCCGAAGACGGCGGACGCGAAGAUCGGCAGCAGCAGCGGCAGAGGCAGCAACAAGUUGCGGUUGGAGCCAUGCCGAGCUCCACCGGCGAGUUAGUUUAUUCCACUGUGCGCAACGGGCACGAUCAUCGCGCGUUCGUUUCUUGGCGCUUUCUAUGGCGCUGCUUUGGCCUCUUCAACGUGGAAACGAAUCAGCCGAUCGACGACCGCUCCAACGGACGGGCCACCCUCAAAGAGCUGGGCAUUGAGAACGCUGCCACCCUAAAGUUUGUCCAUCGUGUCAAGUACUUUGGUUGCCAGAGGCAGAGAUAGCGAGCAUCCACAGACAGCCAAUGACA